CCUCUAGCUAUAUUUUUGAAUGCAAAUAUGAGGACAGAAUUGUCAACAUGUAAAAAUAAUGUUGCACACUUGCACUUAUACAUGCAGUAUAAAUGUCAUGCUUUUGCAUGUUGUUUUUCACAACUCUCAAUUUUUUAAAAAUAGUGCUAUUAUUGUUUUGUGGCAAUUUGUUAUAUCAAGUUAUAGAAAAUGAGAAAUGAGGAUGUUGAGAAUGGAGAGAUUAAUGUGGUAAAGUAUAUGCAAGAGCCAUUCAUUCAAAAAGGGAGUGAUGCAUGUGAAGAAGUUGAAUCAGAUAAAAGUGUAGAAAAUGGAUCUAUUGGAAUGGUUCUGCUCAGCACAUUUGUUGCUGUUUGUGGUUCUUUUUCAUUUGGAACUUGUGUGGGUUAUUCAGCACCUACUCAAGCUGCUAUAAGGGAAGAUCUUGAUCUGUCUCUUGCUCAGUUUUCAAUGUUUGGUUCUUUGGUGACAAUUGGUGCAAUGCUUGGAGCUAUAACAAGUGGUAGAAUUACUGAUUUCAUUGGAAGAAAAGGGGCUAUGAGAAUUUCAACGGGAUUUUGCAUUAUAGGGUGGAUAGCUGUCUUCUUCUCUAAGGGUUCUUCCACACUUGACUUGGGAAGGUUAUUCACAGGAUAUGGAAUUGGACUCGUCUCAUACGUGGUUCCUGUAUAUAUAGCAGAAAUAGCACCCAAAAAUCUUAGAGGAAUGCUUGCAACAACAAAUCAGCUUAUGAUUGUUAUUGGAUCAUCGGUGUCAUUUUUAUUAGGAAGUGUCAUAAAUUGGAGACAACUAGCACUAGCAGGACUAAUGCCUUGCAUUUGCUUGUUGGUUGGUUUGUGCUUCAUUCCUGAGUCUCCUAGAUGGCUGGCAAAGGUUGGUCGUGAAAAAGAGUUUCAACUAGCUUUAAGGAAACUUCGUGGUAAAGAUGUUGAUAUUUCUCAUGAAGCUAUUGAAAUUAUGGAUAAUAUUGAAACUCUUCAAAGCCUUCCUAAGGUUAAGAUGUUGGAUUUGUUGCAACGCAAGUAUGUGCGCGCUGUAGUUAUUGGUGUUGGACUAAUGGCAUUUCAACAAUCUGUUGGAAUUAACGGCAUAGGAUUCUAUACAGCUGAGACUUUUGUUGCAGCAGGGCUUUCUUCAGCAAAAUCCGGUACCGUAGCUUAUGCUUGUAUACAAGUUCCAUUUACUAUGUUGGGAGCCAUUUUGAUGGAUAAAUCUGGAAGAAAACCUCUUAUAACAGUUUCUGCAAGUGGAACAUUCUUGGGCUGCGUUAUUACCGGAAUUGCUUUCUUUUUCAAGGACCAAAGCUUAUUGCUUGAGUGGGUGCCAACAUUAGCAGUUGCAGGCGUGUUGAUUUACGUAGCAUCAUUUGCAAUUGGUUUGGGAUCAGUUCCUUGGGUGGUGAUGUCUGAGGUGUUUCCUAUAAAUGUGAAGGGAAUUGCAGGAAGUUUGGUAGUUUUGGUAGCCUGGCUAGGAGCUUGGGUGGUUUCGUAUACCUUCAAUUUUCUUAUGAGUUGGAGUUCUCCUGGUACAAUGUUUUUGUAUGCUGGAUGUUCCCUUUUAACCAUUCUAUUUGUUGUAAAAGUAGUCCCAGAAACCAAAGGAAAAACAUUGGAAGAAAUUCAGUCUUGCAUUAGUUCUUAGAGAAUGAGCAAAACAGAUAUAUGAAUUGGAUACAUUAUGGACAUUGUGUGUGUCUCUCUCUUGAUUCCAUCAAGUUUAAGGCAUAAAGAAGACCAGGACACUGUCCAAUUAUUGCAAUCAUUUUAUCAAUUUCUUUUGGAUCUGUUUAGGAUCACCAAUGCAUAGCUAGAAAGAAUAACAUGAUAUGUAAACAAAACAAAAGAAUAGCCGGAUGUUAAUUUAAUCUGUCCAUUUUUUGGUACUA
Molecule: messenger RNA, 1882 nt
Organism: Vicia villosa (hairy vetch)
Lineage: Eukaryota; Viridiplantae; Streptophyta; Magnoliopsida; Fabales; Fabaceae
Product: sugar transporter ERD6-like 16
Exons: 18
Coding region: 190-1638 (482 amino acids)
Biological process (GO): carbohydrate transport; transmembrane transport
Cellular component (GO): membrane
Molecular function (GO): sugar transmembrane transporter activity
Source: RefSeq, a predicted model, not a curated record